This is a messenger RNA of Phytomonas sp. Hart1, 425 nucleotides long. The record is from the annotation of a GenBank genome assembly. NCBI's taxonomy places the organism in Eukaryota, Euglenozoa, Kinetoplastea, Trypanosomatida, Trypanosomatidae.
GUUUUUUAUUUACGGUUAGAAAGCAUUUUUCAUAUCAAUAUUUUUAUUCUACCUUCUUUGUGGCAUUCUAAUGUUUACGACACCCCGCUCAUUUAAUUGUCAAUCUGCUCGCACCUUCUUUUUGGGAUGGCCAACAUUAAUUUUGACGUGGGGAUUCAUCAUCUGGUUUUUUCUUACCAUAUGGCGUCAUGCAACAUCUCCUUUACGGUUCCAUCAUCAUUCUAAACCAUACAACCACUUUAAAAUAGAUCGAAAUUGGUACUUUGCGCUUUGGAUUUCAACAAUGCCACAACUUUUGUUUUUUUGCAUAUUUGGUAUGUGGGUAGGGUGGAAGUUUUUCCGACAUAAUUGAAGGAAAUUUUUUCUUCCACUAUUUUAUGGAAUCUGCUCUAAUCUAUGUUAAAGGCAAAUUGCUUUUUUCAAAA